AUGUCACUGUAUUUACAGCUACAAGGUGAAGAAAAAGCAGGAAAAUAUCAAAAAAUUUAUCUAAAAUAUACACAUAAUCAUAUUGUUAACUCAGCAGAAGCACUAAGUUUUCGGCAUGUUAAAGAAAGUAUUUGCAAGGAGUUAAUAAACUUAUUUAAAGAGAGACACUCACCUUCUUCAGCACUACACGCAUAUGAGGAUAAACUAUAUCUUAGCACUGAAUAUCAGCAAAAAUUAUUAGAAAUUCUUGCAGACCGUGUACAUAAUCCUGAUUAUGGCUAUGUGUACAAUCUGUUUCAACAAUAUAGGAAUGAAGUACUUGGAAGUUACAAUAGUAUAUCAAUGUUUAAGUGUCUAGACAUUAUUAUAGAAAAUUACAAUAAAUCAGGAUGCGAAAAAGCUAUAUGA
Molecule: messenger RNA, 408 nt
Organism: Scutellospora calospora
Lineage: Eukaryota; Fungi; Glomeromycota; Glomeromycetes; Diversisporales; Gigasporaceae
Source: the annotation of a GenBank genome assembly